GAGGACAGGAGGAAAUGGAGCUACGGAGCCUGGUCUCCAUGGUGUCACCAGCACAGCAGACUCAACAACGGGCUGAAGAACCGACCCAGGGAACCCCGGACGGCGGCCCGGCGGAACAGCCGACUGCGGGAAGCGGACAGAGGAAGGCGGAGAGGACCACGGAGAAGGGCCCGGAGAAGUGCCCGGAGAUGACUUACAAGAAGCCGUGCAACAUCGACGAGUGGUCUCGGGUCAUCUUUCCUGCCGGGUUUCUGCUCUUCUCUAUCAUAUACUGGUCGUAUUAUCUGUAUGCCUAACUAUGUAAAGCUAACA
This is a messenger RNA of Branchiostoma floridae (Florida lancelet), 312 nucleotides long. Its product is annotated as gamma-aminobutyric acid receptor subunit beta-1-like. The transcript is spliced from 2 exons. Gene Ontology annotation, biological process: monoatomic ion transport. The record is from RefSeq and is a predicted model, not a curated record. Lineage: Eukaryota; Metazoa; Chordata; Leptocardii; Amphioxiformes; Branchiostomatidae. Gene Ontology annotation, cellular component: membrane. Bases 15 to 296 code for a protein of 93 amino acids.